AUGACGAUGGUAUUUGACGAAAAGGAAAAUGAUUUUGUUGGAAAGAUAAAUGAUUUUGGGAGAUAUCGUACGAGGAUUUUCAAUCAAGAUGAUAAACAUGUUUGGACUCUUCGAUUUGAAAAUUUUGCUUGUCAACAGAAUGAGAGUUUGAAAGAGAUGGAAAAAAGAUUCGAUUACAUGAUAGAGAAGUUAAAAUCAUUUGAUAUAAAUUUGACAGAUACUGAGCAGACAUUGAAGUUGGAGGCUGCUUUACCUGCUGAAUGGGAUGAUGUUUUAAAGGAAGUAAAAGAGAAUCUAGAAAAACUGAAUCUGGGAAAUUUAGAUAAAAUCAAUUUGGAUGUGAUUACUGAAAUUGAUAAGAGAAUCUGUACAUACAAGAAGGAAACAAAGGGUACUCCAAAGAAUGAAGAAUCUGUAGAAGUUGGAUCUUCAAGCUCUGCAUUAGCAUGCUCAAAAUGUGACAGCUUCAAGACUGAUAAUGACAAACUCAUCAAAAAUGCGGAAAGUUUGGCAUUGGAAAUCAAGAAGUUGAAAGAAGAAAAGCAGGCUGAUGAAAAACAGAUUCUUAUGCUUUCCUUGGUGAAUGAUGCUAGCAAUAGAAAAAGGUUGCAACGACAAGAAGGAUACCCGAUUGAGUGGGUUACAACAAGAACGCUUGAAAUGUUUGAGAGUGUACUAGUUAAAAGGAAAUAUGGUGGAGAGCCAAAACGCUAUGAUGGCAAAGAACUUAAAAAGAAAACUAUUAAGAAGGCUAAGGAAACACAGUUUCAAACAAUUGUUCAUGAACAAGCCAUACCCAAGACAACAUACAAAAUGCAGGGUGUUGAUGAAGAAGAUGCUGAUGGUGAUGAUGUUGACAAUGAAGAUGAAGUUGAUGUUGACAAUGUUGAUGAACAUGCUGAUAAUGAUUAUGAUGAGGUUGAUGAUGAUGAUGAUGAUGAUGAUGAUGAUGGUUUUGAUCAUGAUGAUCAUUAUGAUUAUGCUGAACUCGACCCUGAAGUUCAAAACGUUAUGCAAAUCAAUGAUGAGAAUGAAGAGGCUUUCUAUCGAAGGGUUGUGGAUGAAGAUGUAGAAAGCUAG
This is a messenger RNA of Helianthus annuus (common sunflower), 1080 nucleotides long. Its product is annotated as glutamic acid-rich protein-like. Lineage: Eukaryota; Viridiplantae; Streptophyta; Magnoliopsida; Asterales; Asteraceae. The transcript is spliced from 4 exons. The record is from RefSeq and is a predicted model, not a curated record. The coding region runs from base 1 to 1080 and encodes 359 amino acids.